Brenthis ino (lesser marbled fritillary) is the source of this 972-nucleotide messenger RNA. Lineage: Eukaryota; Metazoa; Arthropoda; Insecta; Lepidoptera; Nymphalidae. The record is from the annotation of a GenBank genome assembly.
AUGGCGGCCGCGCUCGCCUUGACGCUUCUCGCCGCGCUACUCGCGCCCGCCGGCACCGCCGACCGGGCGCGGCGCUCGGCAGGCGAGGCGGCCGCUGUAGAAAAUCAAAAUGUCCAAAAUAUCCCAGAAGUGCAACACACAGAGAUGUCUCAAGCAGACAUCGACGCUGCGGCCCAGGCCGAGGCUGAGGCAGCCGGCGUGCCGGCCUGGAGGGACCUGUGGUACUCCUCGCUAGAAGCUUUGAGGAGAGAACCUACCAUAAAUAAUACCCAGGAAGACGUUCUUGUCCAGCUCGGUGGGGUGGCUUUCCUUCACUGCCCAGUUCGCAAUCUUGGCGAAAGAGGCAUAUCAUGGGUGCGACGUCGUGAUUGGCACAUAAUUAGUUCGGGCGUCUUCAUGUACACCAACGAUGAAAGGUUUCAGGUGCUACACAGUGAAGGAUCAGACGAUUGGAUAUUACAGAUAAAAUAUGUGCAGAAACGUGACAAUGGCACCUACGAAUGUCAGGUAUCGACAGGCUCGGGCACACUGUCGCGUCUCGUGCACCUGCACAUAGUAGUCCCGGAGGCAUUCAUCCUCGGAGCUGACGAGUACCACGUGGACGCAGGCUCCACCAUUAAUUUAGUCUGCAUUAUUGAAAAGAGUCCGGUACCACCUCAAUACGUAUUCUGGUACCACAACGCUCGCAUGAUCAACUACGACGCGGCCCGCGGGGUGAGCGUGGCGACGGCGCCGGGCGCGCGCACGCAGUCCGCGCUCGCCAUCCGCGCCGCCGCGCCCGCGCACUCCGGGAACUACUCCUGCCGCGCCGCCAACACCGAGCCCGCCCACAUAUACGUCUACGUCUCAGAGGGCAGUGACAAAAUGGCUGCUACUUUAAGCCGCAACGAGAGCGACGUGCGAUGCAGCUGUCUGGCCCUACUCGUGCUCACGUACAUAGCGAUGAUGCUAUCUCAAACGGACUAUAAUAUA